CGCAGGUUUGGGCUGGGAGCAAGCGGAACGUUUCUGUCACACCACCAGUUAACCUGCGCGGCGGGGACCAUUUAGGCCUCCGCGCACCGUCCUUCACGGGUGCUGCAGUUUACUUGGGGGCAGCGAAAGCGGGCGUGGGGGUUCUCCUUGUGUCUACCAUCGUCGUGAGCAGGGCAGCAUGGACGUGCUUGCGGAAGAAUUCGGGAACCUGACCCCGGAGCAGCUGGCUGCGCCCAUCCCCACUGUAGAGGAAAAGUGGAGGCUGCUUCCAGCAUUUUUGAAGGUGAAAGGCCUUGUGAAACAGCAUAUAGAUUCAUUCAACUAUUUCAUUAAUGUGGAGAUAAAGAAGAUAAUGAAAGCCAAUGAAAAGGUCACGAGCGAUGCCGACCCCAUGUGGUACUUGAAGUAUCUUAAUAUCUAUGUGGGGCUUCCUGAUGUUGAAGAAAGCUUCAAUGUAACUAGACCAGUAUCCCCUCAUGAGUGCCGUCUGCGGGACAUGACGUACUCUGCCCCCAUCACAGUGGACAUCGAAUAUACCCGAGGCAGCCAGAGGAUUAUCCGUAACGCCUUACCCAUUGGCAGAAUGCCUAUAAUGCUGCGUAGUUCAAACUGUGUUCUUACGGGGAAGACUCCAGCAGAAUUUGCCAAACUGAACGAAUGUCCUUUAGAUCCAGGUGGCUACUUCAUUGUCAAAGGAGUAGAAAAAGUUAUUCUUAUCCAAGAGCAGCUGUCUAAGAACAGGAUCAUCGUGGAGGCUGACCGGAAGGGGGCAGUUGGUGCUUCGGUCACCAGCUCCACCCAUGAGAAAAAAAGCAGAACCAAUAUGGCUGUGAAACAGGGACGAUUUUAUUUGAGGCAUAAUACUUUGUCAGAAGAUAUUCCCAUUGUCAUCAUAUUUAAGGCCAUGGGUGUUGAGAGUGACCAGGAAAUUGUACAGAUGAUUGGAACAGAGGAGCACGUGAUGGCUGCAUUUGGGCCCAGUUUGGAAGAGUGCCAGAAAGCUCAGAUUUUCACACAGAUGCAGGCAUUAAAAUAUAUAGGGAACAAAGUAAGGAGGCAAAGGAUGUGGGGAGGGGGACCAAAGAAGACGAAGAUAGAAGAGGCAAGAGAGCUCCUGGCUUCUACCAUCCUGACGCACGUGCCGGUUAAAGAAUUCAAUUUCCGAGCAAAGUGUAUCUACACUGCAGUGAUGGUGCGAAGAGUGAUUCUGGCCCAAGGAGAUAAUAAAGUGGAUGACCGGGACUAUUAUGGUAACAAGCGAUUGGAGUUGGCAGGACAGCUCUUAUCACUUCUUUUUGAAGAUUUAUUCAAAAAAUUUAAUUCUGAAAUGAAGAAGAUUGCUGACCAGGUGAUUCCUAAGCAAAGAGCAGCUCAGUUUGAUGUUGUGAAGCACAUGCGUCAGGACCAGAUUACCAACGGCAUGGUGAAUGCCAUUUCUACAGGAAAUUGGUCUCUAAAGAGAUUUAAAAUGGACCGCCAGGGCGUGACUCAAGUGUUGUCUCGCUUGUCAUAUAUAUCUGCACUGGGCAUGAUGACAAGAAUCUCUUCUCAGUUUGAAAAAACAAGAAAAGUGAGUGGUCCUCGUUCCCUGCAGCCAUCUCAGUGGGGAAUGCUCUGUCCUUCGGACACUCCUGAAGGAGAGGCGUGUGGGUUGGUGAAAAACUUGGCCCUUAUGACACACAUCACGACUGACAUGGAAGAUGGACCCAUUGUUAAAUUAGCCAGUAACCUGGGGGUAGAAGAUGUGAAUUUAUUGUGUGGGGAAGAGCUCUCUUACCCAAAUGUGUUUCUCGUCUUCCUCAAUGGUAACAUCCUGGGUGUCAUUCGAGACCACAAGAAGCUAGUGAAUACGUUCCGACUGAUGCGAAGAGCAGGAUAUAUCAAUGAGUUUGUUUCCAUCUCAACGAAUCUCACAGAUCGAUGUGUCUAUAUUUCCUCUGAUGGAGGAAGGCUGUGCAGACCCUACAUAAUUGUUAAGAAACAGAAGCCUGCAGUCACAAAUAAACAUAUGGAAGAGCUGGCCCAGGGGUACAGGAAUUUUGAAGAUUUCUUACAUGAGAGUCUGGUUGAAUAUUUAGAUGUGAAUGAAGAAAAUGACUGUAACAUCGCACUCUAUGAACAUACAAUAAAUAAAGAUACCACUCACUUGGAGAUCGAGCCCUUCACUCUUCUUGGUGUGUGUGCUGGCCUCAUCCCAUACCCUCAUCAUAACCAGUCCCCGAGAAACACCUAUCAGUGUGCCAUGGGGAAACAAGCCAUGGGGACCAUUGGAUACAACCAGCGGAACAGAAUCGACACUCUCAUGUAUCUGCUGGCAUACCCACAAAAACCCAUGGUGAAAACAAAGACCAUUGAGCUGAUAGAAUUUGAGAAACUGCCAGCAGGACAAAACGCGACGGUGGCCGUGAUGAGUUACAGCGGCUACGAUAUUGAAGAUGCCCUGGUUUUAAACAAGGCCUCCUUGGACAGGGGCUUCGGGCGUUGCCUUGUAUAUAAAAAUGCUAAAUGCACACUGAAGCGCUAUACCAAUCAGACCUUUGAUAAGGUGAUGGGGCCCAUGUUGGACGCUGCCACAAGGAAACCCAUCUGGAGACACGAAAUUCUAGAUGCGGAUGGUAUUUGUUCUCCAGGUGAGAAGGUGGAAAACAAACAAGUGCUCGUGAAUAAGUCCAUGCCCACAGUAACUCAGAUUCCUCUGGAAGGAAGCAACGUGCCACAGCAGCCCCAGUACAAGGACGUGCCCAUCACCUACAAAGGGGCAACGGAUUCAUACAUCGAAAAAGUGAUGAUCUCUUCAAAUGCUGAAGAUGCUUUUCUGAUCAAAAUGCUGCUGAGACAGACCAGGCGUCCAGAGAUUGGAGACAAAUUCAGCAGCCGUCAUGGGCAAAAAGGUGUUUGUGGCUUGAUCGUCCCUCAGGAAGACAUGCCAUUUUGUGAUUCUGGCAUCUGUCCCGACAUCAUCAUGAACCCGCACGGCUUCCCAUCGCGAAUGACGGUGGGGAAGCUGAUUGAGCUGCUGGCCGGCAAGGCCGGCGUGUUGGAUGGCAGAUUCCACUACGGCACUGCGUUUGGAGGCAGCAAAGUGAAGGAUGUGUGUGAAGACCUCGUUCGCCAUGGUUAUAACUACCUGGGGAAAGACUAUGUUACAUCUGGCAUCACAGGCGAGCCCUUGGAAGCAUACAUCUAUUUUGGCCCGGUGUACUAUCAGAAACUGAAGCACAUGGUGCUGGACAAGAUGCACGCCCGGGCCCGGGGACCACGAGCUGUCCUGACCAGACAGCCCACUGAAGGUCGAUCUCGUGAUGGCGGUUUGCGUCUUGGAGAAAUGGAACGUGACUGUUUAAUCGGUUAUGGAGCCAGUAUGCUUUUACUAGAGAGACUAAUGAUUUCAAGUGAUGCCUUUGAGGUUGAUGUCUGUGGGCAGUGUGGACUUCUGGGGUAUUCUGGCUGGUGCCAUUACUGCAAGUCGUCCUGUCACGUGUCCUCCCUCCGCAUCCCGUAUGCCUGCAAGCUGCUCUUCCAGGAGCUGCAGUCGAUGAACAUCAUCCCCCGCUUGAAACUGUCGAAAUACAAUGAGUAAGGGCGGGACAGGCCAUUAUUUAAAGAGAACUGCCGGCAGGUCCAAGGCAAUGGAAAGCGGAUUGAGGACCACGCCUGCUCCUGUGAAGAAUUCCUUUGAACGUCCCCCCUCAAGAAAGGAAGACAGGCUUUCUUGUCCUGUGGACUGACGAUGCAGCCUUGAUCCGUGAGCCUCGGGCCGUGCGAGACAUGCCACCCACGCAGACCAUGAUGCCCUCUCUCGUUCCUGGACUGAAUGCGAGUCACAAAUGGACAUGACCUGAAAGAUAAAUAAACUUUUAUUUAUGUUCUGGUAUCUUGAAAUCUACUCAUGAGAAAGACCUUCCUCCUUUAAAAGAAUAUUUGGGGUUAAAUUCCCCAUGAUGCCUUCCCAGCUAACAAAACUCAAAAACUCUUACGACACCUGAAGGGUAUGAAGAGUGUCUUUGAGUGUUGGCGUGGCCUUUGUCGAGGUGGCUGAGAGGAGCAGUGUGUGAAGGGAGAGAGCUGUGGGACGCUGAGAGCAGCGGAUAAAGGGACGGCUUUCUUACCUGGUACUGUGAAAUACAAUGAAUAAAUUCCUACCAUCUUAUUAAUAAGUUUACCAAGGAUGUCCCCUUGUCUUACGGACUUGAUUGCUACUCUUUUGAACCUCCGCAGUCAGACGAUGCAAUAAUAUUUGUUGAACAUCUGAAAAUAA
Molecule: messenger RNA, 4258 nt
Organism: Ailuropoda melanoleuca (giant panda)
Lineage: Eukaryota; Metazoa; Chordata; Mammalia; Carnivora; Ursidae
Gene: POLR3B
Product: RNA polymerase III subunit B
Exons: 28
Coding region: 179-3580 (1133 amino acids)
Biological process (GO): DNA-templated transcription
Molecular function (GO): DNA binding; DNA-directed RNA polymerase activity; ribonucleoside binding
Source: RefSeq, a predicted model, not a curated record